Molecule: messenger RNA, 1410 nt
Organism: Cryptomeria japonica (Japanese cedar)
Lineage: Eukaryota; Viridiplantae; Streptophyta; Pinopsida; Cupressales; Cupressaceae
Product: cytochrome P450 750A1-like
Exons: 3
Coding region: 1-1410 (469 amino acids)
Molecular function (GO): oxidoreductase activity, acting on paired donors, with incorporation or reduction of molecular oxygen; heme binding; monooxygenase activity
Source: RefSeq, a predicted model, not a curated record
AUGGCUUUCUCUGAGUUUCCUUCAACAGCUACUCUGAAAAGACUACCCCACCGUGAUCUUCAUGAACUUGCUAAGAAAUAUGGGCCCAUUAUGAUGUUGAAAUUGGGUUCUGUUCCCACUGUUGUGGUUUCUUCUUCGGCCAUGGCAAAGGAGUUCUUGAAAACCCACGAUAAGGUUUUUGCCAGCCGACCUCGUACUGCUGCAGGAAAAUAUAUUGGCUAUAAUUUCAAAGAUCUGAUUUUGUCUCCUUACGGGCCUUAUUGGAGACACAUGAGGAAGCUGUGCGUGGUAGAAUUGCUGAAUACCAAAAGGAUCGAUUCUUUCAGAUGUAUACGAGAGGAAGAAAUGCUUUUGGCUAUUCGUUCAGUGUGGGAGAUGUCUGGGCAGGGUAAGAAGCCUGUUAAUCUCACCAACUUGUUUUCAUCGUUUGUGCAAGCAGUCAUGUGGCGUAUCCUUGCCGAUACCAAAUUUUCUUUUAAUGGCGACACUCAUCUUGGUGGUCAUGGCGAAGAGGUAAAGAAGAUGGCAUCUGAGGUGGCAGCUACAGUAGGAGCUGUCAAUAUUGGGGACUUCAUUCCUUACUUAGACUGGUUGGACUUGCAAGGAGUGAAACGACGCAUGAAAAAGGUACACAACUCCUUCGACCAAGUGAUUAGUAAAAUAAUAGAGGAGCACCAGCAGCGCAGGAGGGAAUUCCACAAGGAAUCUGAUACUAAGGACAUCAUUGACGUGCUCUUGGAAAUGGAGAGUCUCGAUGGAAGAGAAGUCACAGAGGAAAACAUUAAAGCCAUUGUUUUUGAUAUUUUCGUUGCUGGAAUUGAAACAACAUCUACUUCGUUAGAUUGGGCAAUGAGUGCGAUUCUUAAAAAUCCUGGCGUGGCCAAAAAAAUGCAAGAGGAAAUCGAUUCAGUGGUAGGCAGAGAGAGGACUGUAAAUGAGCGUGAUAUAUCAAGCUUGGAGUACGUGCAGUGUGUAGUGAAGGAGACAUUGAGGUUAUAUCCAGUGGUACCCUUAAUGCUUCCACAUGAAUCCACAGAAGAUUGCACAGUUGAUGGAUUCUUCAUUCCUGAUAAAAGCAGGCUUAUUGUCAAUGUUUGGGCUAUCGGAAGAGAUCCAUCCUUGUGGGAAGAUCCCCUGGAGUUCAAGCCAGAGAGAUUUAUGGGUAAAAACGUUGAUGUUGUGAGAGACAAAGACUCUUUUGAUAUGGUGCCAUUUGGAGCAGGAAGGAGAGGAUGCCCGGGGGCAGCCAUGGCCGUUGUGACGAUGAACCUUGUAUUGGCUCAACUCGUUCAUUGGUUCGAUUGGAGCGUGGAUGGGGACUUGGAUAUGACGGAAAUCUUUGGAGCUGCCACGCCCAGGAGUGUCGACCUUCUCGUUCGUCCUACACUGAGGCUAUCCACCUGCCCUUAA